GGGUCAUUCCUCCGUGUUUCGUUGCCUGCGAACCGGGGUAGUAGCUAUGGGUAGUAGUCCCGUAUGAACACUAGGCUUCAGGCAGGCAAAAGUCCGCCAAGAUGAGGCUCCGUUUGGCCGGAGCCGUGCUGCUGUCGGCGGCCGCUUACUACGUCUACCUGCCGUUACCGAGCGGCGUGAGCGAGCCGUGGAAGCUGAUGCUGCUGGACGCGCUGUUCCGGAGCUUCAUGCAGGCGAGUGACGUGGCUCACACGCUGGGUGUGUGCCACAGGGUGCACCUGUUGAACCGGAUAGUGUCCUGGGUGGAGGAGAUCGAGGCCCGCUCCUGCACCGCUGUGCACGUGGCCGACUCCACGCUGGGCGGCGUGCCCACCCGAGUCUUCCAGCCAAAGGGGGGGAAGCAGCUGAAGAGGGGAGUCAUAUAUUUCCACGGUGGAGGAUGGGUGCUUGGCAGCGGGCGGAUGCGAUCGUAUGACCUUCUUUGUCGGAAAAUGGCGGAGGAGCUGGACUCUGUCAUCAUGUCUGUGGAUUACCGUCUCGCUCCAGAAGCGGUGUUCCCAGAUCAGUACCACGAUGCGUUAGCGGCAUCGCGGGCCUUCCUGUCGGCUCAGGUUUUAGAGCGCUACAGCAUCGAUCCGGAGAGGGUGUGUGUGUCUGGGGACAGCGCUGGGGGAAACCUGGCUGCCGCUGUGGCGCAGGAGCUCAGCUCAGAUGACAGUCUGACAGCGAAGUUUAAGGUCCAGGCGUUGAUCUAUCCGGUGCUGCAGGCGCUCGACUUCUACACCCCGUCCUACCAGCAGAACCGGGCCGUGCCCAUCCUCUACAGGCCCGUCAUGGCUCGUUUCUGGCUGCAGUACCUGGGUGCCGACAUGUCCCUGGAGCCCCUCCUGCUCGCCAACAACCACAGCUCCCUGGACCAGCCGGCCAUCAGCGGCAGCACCCGCUCCAAGCUGGACUGGACUGCUUUGCUCCCGGCCGAACGCAAGAAGCACUUUCGUCCGGUUGUGAAAGAGACGGGAUCGCCGGGGGUGAUGGGUAAGGUACCGCAGCUGAUGGACGUGAGGGCGGCACCGCUGCUGGCGGAACAGGGGGUUCUGGGUAGGACGCCUAAAGCCUACGUGAUGACUUGUGAGUUUGACGUGCUGAGGGAUGACGGGUUGAUGUACGUCAGACGCCUGCAGAGCGCCGGCGUGGCGGUGACCAGUGAUCACUACGAGGACGGUUUUCAUGGCUGCAUGGUGUUCGCGUACCUGCCGAUGAUGUCUAGUGUCGGACAGAGGAGCAUGAACAACUACAUCCACUGGCUGGACCAGAAUCUGUAGACAAACUCACCGCUCCAGAUCCUCGUCAGCCGGUUGUUCGUGGCACCAAAGAUGUACCGGAGCAGAAAGUCUGGUACGUGAGAGCUCCUUGUUAGAUCUGCGAUGAGGAAACACCUCUUUCAUUAUUACAAAUAGGAUCCAUGUUAGACACCAGACAGGACAAAAUAUCAGCUGCUUUAUCUGCAAACAGAACCAAGAAAUCAAAUUUAAAAGCUCAUGAUAUACUUGCUCUUUAUUACCCUCAUAGUGUUUUAAAACUUUCUUGUGGCAGCAAUAGAGGCAGUGAUGUUUCCUUUUUACUGUACGGGACUCUCACACCGCCUCAAAACGGACUAACAAGUCUGAUCGCUGGUUACAUGAUUGGCCACUGCAGGGUGAUGUUGGGUUGCGUUUCCCCAAAAGUUGAAUUUGCCGCACGCUGCUGCAGUUUUUUUCCGGCUCCUCUCUACAGCCUUCACCGCCGCAGCCUAAAUACACUACCCCAAUCCAAAAGCAAGGCCCUUAACCCC
This is a messenger RNA of Sander lucioperca (pikeperch), 1831 nucleotides long. RefSeq names its product neutral cholesterol ester hydrolase 1. The transcript is spliced from 5 exons. The coding region runs from base 102 to 1322 and encodes 406 amino acids. The record is from RefSeq and is a predicted model, not a curated record. Gene Ontology annotation, cellular component: membrane. Gene Ontology annotation, molecular function: carboxylic ester hydrolase activity. Lineage: Eukaryota; Metazoa; Chordata; Actinopteri; Perciformes; Percidae.